Molecule: messenger RNA, 1098 nt
Organism: Notothenia coriiceps (black rockcod)
Lineage: Eukaryota; Metazoa; Chordata; Actinopteri; Perciformes; Nototheniidae
Product: protein dopey-1-like
Exons: 2
Biological process (GO): Golgi to endosome transport
Cellular component (GO): trans-Golgi network; endosome
Source: RefSeq, a predicted model, not a curated record
UUCUGUCUUCUUUUUAUUUCUAUUGUCCAUGUUCUCUUACCUUACCCUUUCUUGCAUUACUCCACUAUGAUUUUCUUUUAGUAUUAAACUGUGAAACCUAUUUCUUACUCAUUCUCUUUACCUUCAGACGUUCAUGCUGUUGCUGUUUCAGCUCAUUUCUCUUCAUAUUGUUUGCAUUAUGCGGUCUUUCUCCCUUGUAUUUGAUGUUUUCCUUUGUAGAAUACAUUUUUGUAUUCCUCAUUUUUUUGUAUCUCUCGCAUUCUUUCUCUUCCCCCGUCUCCUCCUGCCCCUGCUCGGGCUUCACAUUCACACGCCUCCUUUGUAAGAUCCAUUAUGUUCCCUAUUAACUCUUAUCAUAACGAUCUGCAAUUAUGCCUCCAUAGUUGUCAGAUGUAUUGAGUCCCGUUAUGGGAUGUUAACACCCCCCGCAUAGGGGUGUGUGUGUCCUUCCUCCUCUCUCUUCUAUGUUUCUGUGUUUAUGUGUGAAAUCUCUACACAUGUACAAAAAUACCUGUGUUCCCUGCCAACAUAUUGUUUGCAUCCUCAUAGAAAUAAGCUUGUCUCUAAAGUAUUUCCAAUCUGAAUAGGUUGGAAAUCGACCACUCUUUUAUUAUUACCCUGUUUAAAUGCUCGAUGCGUGUGUUUUGGACAGAGCGAGAGAAAAAGAGAGUUCUGUGAGUUUGUGAUCGAGAAAGGGAAAUGUGUGUGUGUGUGUGUUGUGUGUGUGUGUGUGUUGUGUGUGUUGUGCGGCCUGUGCUCUGCUUGCUCCUGUCUGUUCAAACUAUCUGCUCUUUCUCCUUGAAGCCUACUAGAAGCAUGAGGGUAAUCUGCCAGGAGACCUACAUCGAGAUCCAGACGGAGCACCUUCCUCAGCUGCUGCUGCGCAUGGUGGCGGCGCUGACCUGUCACCUGCAGGCUCUCGGCCUCGGGGAGCUCACCCACUGCCUUCGCCUCUGCUCAAAGAUCCUCAGCAAGGUGCAGCCCCCCCUGGUGUCCCCCCUGGCCCUGCCAUCGGGCCCCCAGGCACAGGGCCGCUCCUACUCCAACGGCAAUCGCUCUGACUCAAAGGACAAGAGCAGGGACAAGGAGGACAAACGG